This is a messenger RNA of Alosa sapidissima (American shad), 3264 nucleotides long. RefSeq names its product E3 ubiquitin/ISG15 ligase TRIM25-like. The record is from RefSeq and is a predicted model, not a curated record. Gene Ontology annotation, molecular function: protein binding. Lineage: Eukaryota; Metazoa; Chordata; Actinopteri; Clupeiformes; Clupeidae. The transcript has 8 exons. The coding region runs from base 282 to 2414 and encodes 710 amino acids.
AGCUUCGCUAUAUAAGUUAAUCAAACAUAAAAUAUUAAUUGGGUUAUGUUCCAUAUGUGUAGAAACAUCAAUUUAUUUAGCAAAUAUGUCGUAUUCAACAUUUAUCUUAAACUUGAUUUUAUGUUGGCCGUCCGUGACUCUAAUUUUGCUAUCUUAUCUAUCUCUAACUCGUUCGUUUAAUAAUGCAAUUAUUUUCAGUCGUGUUAAAUCAUAGUGCCAGGUUUAUGUCCUAUUUGUCUCCAAAUAAGCCUUCACCAUUUGGUUCCGUAGCCACAUAGCCUAUGUUCCUUCUCAUAAGUUUCGUUUCUCUCCAUGCGCAGGCAGUGGUUAGGCGCACACAACCGGACAACGCACACACAACAAUGGCUGAUGAUAUGCCAUCACUACUCAGUCUAGAGGCUGAGCUCACAUGCAGCAUCUGCUUGAAUACUUUUGAGAACCCCGUUACACUACCCUGUGGUCAUAACUUCUGCCAAGGCUGCUUGGAUGAGAGCUGGAAAGAGAGUUUUAUCCUGUUCUGCCCCCAGUGCAGACACCUUUACCCAAGUAAACCCGAGCUGAAGAAAAACACGGUACUCAGCGCCGUUGUUGAGACUUUCAAAAAGAAGGCAUCACCAUUGGGAUCAGACUAUGUAUUAGCCAAGACGGAGGAAAUAGAGGUUAUCAAAUGUGAUACAUGUAUGACGGCUAAAGCAUUUAAAACUUGCCUUACGUGCAUGGCCUCUUUCUGUGAAGAACACAUCAGACCGCACAUGGAAAACCCUAUUUUCCGCCCGCACCAACUGACCAAUCCGCUAGGAGACCUCAGGGGGAAGAUUUGCCAGGAUCAUAACAAGAUCAUGGAGUUUUUCUGCCAGAAACAUGACUGCUGUAUUUGCGCCAUUUGUCUGCAGCAGUUUCAUCGAGACUGCGAGUACACCACACCACAAGAGAGACGGGCAAAGAAAGAGUCUGAAAUGACGGAUAUGUUACGUGUGCUGGAUAGAAAGAUUGAUAAGAACAGCCUUGUGAUGGCUCAAAUUACGGAGCAGCAGUUGCAAUUACAGGAUGAUGCUUCUGCCCAAAAGAAGAUGAUGAGCACAGAGUAUCAGUUCAUAAGGUAUCUGAUUGACAAGGAGGAGCAGGAUGCCUUGAAAGCUGUGGACAAGGACUUGGAGAGUGGUCAGACCAGGAUUCAGUCUCUCAUCAAGAAGUUUGGUCAGAAUGUGGAGAAGAUGUCUGCAGUCAAAAUGGAGCUCAACAGCCUUCUGUCAAGAGCAGAUUCAUUGUCUUUCUUGCAGGCUUCAACACAACUGGCCUCCAGUGCUAUAUUUGACCCCUACUGCCCCCAUGUGAACAUGGAGUCCAAGGCUUUGAUGGCUUACCACUCCUCCGCUGUCGCUAUGAAGGAGCUACUGAGCAAAAUCCUGACUCUAUCAGCAGAAAACCGAUUUUCACUUCUUAAACCAGGGCAGGGGAUCAAGGCCGUUGAUCCGACUCCGGUAUCACCGGAACAACGCGCAGCCGGGAGCAGAGCAAGAAACCGACACAGGAAGGGGAAGGAAGCUGAAGAGGGGGACGUCUCCAAAACAGACCUUACCUUUAGACACUACCCCCUGAGCAAAGGACCAACGAUCGAAGCUGCUGAUCCAACUUUAGCGUCACCGGUACAACAAGCAGCACGGAGCAGAGCGAGAAGCCGUCUUAGGAAGGGGAAUGAAGAUGCGACAACUGGAGAGGGGGGAACACCGAACCAACAACACCCAAUUUUUAACCGCUCCCAUGCAGAACUCUCCUCUGAACAGUGUAGUCUAAACAAAGCAGGAGCUCACAACGUCAGUAUUCCUCGUGACAUCUCCACUGCCGUGAAAAGGAGUGACCUACUAAAAUUCAGCACAGUCCUCAAGCUGGACCCCUGGACGGCCCACAAGCGCAUCGUCCUCACCGACGACUUCACCAAGGCAUCGAUGGCCGAGGAGCCGCGCCACUACCCCGACGGGCCCAAGCGCUUCGUCGUCUGCUCACAGGUGCUGUGCUCGCAGGGUUUCCUGCAGGGCCACCACUACUGGGAGGUGAAGAUCAGCAGGACCAAGUCCUGCGGCCUGGGCCUGGGGCUCGGCCUGGCCUAUGGCUCCAUCGACCGCAGGGGCCCCGGCAGCCGCCUGGGUCUCAACAGCGCCUCCUGGUGUAUGGAGUGGUUCAAUGACAAGCUGUCGGCGUGGCAUGAUGCCGUGGAAACGGUGCUGGGCGUCCCUGGCCCCUCCCAUGUGGGUGUGCUGCUCGACUGCGAUGGUGGCUCCGCCACGUUCUACGCGGUGGCCGACCGCGCCUUCCCCUUGUACACCUUCGUGUUCCCAUUCAAGGAGACGGUCUACCCGGCCUUUUGGAUCUUCUCUGCCGGCUGUUCCAUCUCGCUGUGUAAGCUGACCUCCUAAGAUUGAUCUCCAAUUUAAAUUAUGGACAAAGUGCAAAUUCUUAUGUCAAGCUCAAACUAAUUUAAUAACUAGAUGUACCGCAUAGCGGUACCAAAUAUGACAACUGAUCAGUCCUGUACAUCCUCUCCGCGAAAAUAAAUCACGCUUGUCAAUUUAUCUUUAUUUUAAGAUGACUUUAGUUAGUCAUCUUCUUGUGUGAGAUUAAAAUAGAAGCAUAUUAAACUAUCGUUAGGCUGCAAAUGUUCGAAAUGUGUAAGUUCGAAAAGGCUCAUGGGAUGAGUAGUUCCUUCUCUCGGAAAUUAAAAUGUGUACACAGUCUUGUACCUUUUCCUUUUUUCGUUUUUCUGUCAGUUUUUUUGCUCGACGUGAAAUGUAUGAUUCACGAGUCACGUCAUAGCUGGUCAACCUACAGUUUGGAGACACCUUCUCAUUCAAUGCGUUUCCUUUAUUUUUUGAUGACUAUUUACAUUGUAGAUUCAUCAAAACUAUUAAUGAACAAAUGUGGAAUUAUGUACUUAACAAAAAACUUAACUGAAAACAUGUCUUAUAUUCUAGUUUCUUUAAAGUUGCUAUUUUUUUUAUUUAAUACCAUAUUCAGCAAGCCAUAACUUGACAAAUUCUCAUCAUGGGCCAAUUAACUUUGCAUUCAUUCAUGGUUUUGAUGCCUUCAGUGAGAGUUUUGGCCUGUACUGUAAGUCAGGGUCUAAAACUCUUUAUAUAUGGAUUUUUCCAGAUGUCAAUUUAAGUAAUGAAUGGGAAACUUACUUCUGGAAACUAAACUCUCUCAGAGGAGGGGCGGGACUGUUGAGCUCUAUAGCAUGUUGAGCUCUAUUUUGUUUAGGGACCAAAC